CCGAGCGGUCUGCACUGCAUAAUCGCCCGCUUUCAUAGACCCACCCGGAUGACUCAGGGAGGAGUGUUCAAAGUAAAAUGGUAAACGGCCUUUCCCCGACAUACAUGUAGGCCUCGGCCCUGAUCCUGACCCUGACCCGGGAUGACUUCCACCUCUUUCACCUAACAGCGCUUACUGCCAUCUCGGUUGUUUGUAAAGCUGACGGAGCCACAGAACGGUAGCUACUCCGUUAAUUGGACAUUCGUGUUCAUUUUAUAUGAGUGUGAAGCUGUCCAGCUUGAUGGUUACGGUCCCCGCUUAUUGUGGCUGGCGCCGGCUUUGGCCCGCGGUCUGAUUGGUCAGUUAGCCUGUCGAUCUGUCGACGUAGCAUAUCUUCAGCUUUGCCCACAUGGAAGUUGCCCUGGCCUGGGUAAAACGUGCCUAGAUUUGCCGCAAUGAAAGGAAUUGGUCACUGCUGAAAAAAGGUUAAUUUACAAGUUUCUGGAUAAAAGUUAAGAUUUCUUCAAUUUGUGGAGGAAGUAACAUUCUUCCUGAAGACAUCUAACCAGGUUUUCUGUGAAACUGUCUUAUUUGUCUGCUGAGACAAGUUAAGAGAUCCCUUAACAUGAAACACGUAAUAACAAUGGCAAAGAGAACUGCAGACAAAGAGCUAACUGAUCGGAAUUGGGACCAGGAAGAAGAAUCGGAAGAGGCAGGAACCUUCUCAGUUGCAAGUGAAGAUGUGCUGAAAAACAGAGCUAUUAAAAAAGCAAAACGCAGGAACGUCCUCAAUGAGUCUGAAGGAGGUGGAGUUUUCAAAGGAUUUUCUGGCCUAGUGUCAUCAACUGGAAGUACUGGAUUUGGAGCAUUUGGCAAUGGUUCUAGUUUUAAGCCUUUACAUGGGUUGUCCAAUGGAAAUACUUCAUCGUCUUCUUCAAAGCCUUCCCAUAGUAGUGCUACAGACUUAAAUAAAUCUUUGGGUUCUUUUCUAUCUAAUGGCCCUCCACCAAACCCCUUGGCAAAAGGUGAAAUAGGUACGAAAACAAAUGGUAUUAAUCAGAUUAACUCUGGGGAUAAAGUGGGCUCCAGUGAGUACAACAGACAACUAGCAGCACUGAAUUGUUCAGUCCGAGACUGGAUCACCAAGCAUGUCAAUGAGAACCCACUCUGUGAUUUGACCCCAAUCUUCAGAGACUACGAGAAGCAUUUGACAAGCAUUGAACAGAAAUAUGGUAGCAGCUCUGACAGUGGCUCAGAGAGUGACACAAGCAGCAAGAGGCCAGAAAUGCAAUCUGUUAACACAUUUGGUGUUAGCAAAACACCACAGGGAACAACCCCAUCAUCUUUAUUCUCAUCUGUCAAAAACAAGGAUAUUAUUCCAGUCACUUCAGAAAAAAAACCUGAGACUGCAAUGGGAAAUAGUGGGAAUAUCAACUUGCUCUUUGGGAAAAACAUGGAAAACUCUCCUUUAACUGGCUUUUCUUUCGGUGCUGGAACAUCAGGCUCAUUGUUUGGAAAAGAUGUGAACCAGGAGAAGACCGUUGCUCCAACUUUUUCCUUCACAGCAUCUGUAGGAAAAAUGGAAGAAGUAAAAGGUAGUGAGCACAAAGAUGAAAAUGAAGAAGAGAGUGAGGACCCUCCUAAACCAGUUAUAAAUGAAAUCAAGGAAGAAGAUGCAAUCUUUUCAAAGAAAUGUAAAAUGUUCUACAAGAAGGAUGGAGAUUUUAAAGAUAAAGGAAUUGGUACAAUCCAUAUAAAACCUGUGGCAGAUCAAAAAUUUCAGUUGUUGAUACGAGCAGAUACUAAUCUAGGAAAUAUUUUACUGAAUAUUAUGCUUCAUCCAUCAUUACCUUGUACAAGAACAGGAAAAAACAACAUCCUUCUCGUCUGUGUUCCUAAUCCUCCCAUUGAUGAGAAAAAUCCAGACAUUGCUAUGCCAAUUUUGAUCCGUGUGAAAACUACUCAGGAUGCGGAUGAGCUUCACAAAAUUAUCAGUGAGAAACAGGCUGCACAUCAAGUGUAAUUGUUGGUGCUCCGAUAGUGUAAACAAGUUUAGCCAAGUUGCUGCUAGGGUCUUCAAUUCUCACCUUUUAAAAUAAAAUGUUACUGGUUGAGGAAAUUAUAAUUGUUUGGCAGAUUGCACUAAAGUGCUUUAACUAUGAAAGGGACAUCCCCAUGUACUGGAGUUAUUUUCUGUGAACAUUAGUGGCCUGACCUGAUUUUCAGCAGCAUUGAUAGAUCAUUUAGACCUUGAGUUUGAUAAAUGGGGCCAGUAUAUUUAAUAACCUGGCAACCAGUGUCAUGGAAAAAUCUGUGUGCUAACCUAGGGAAUUAGAAUUUUAUUUUGCUUACAUUCAGACUUCCAGUUCCACUUUUUUUCUGGUCUCUAGUGCAAAUUAUAAUCAAGUAAUAGGAAUAAUGUUGAAACACCUCUAAUUAAACCAUUGUAGUAGUUGAUAUUUGCCUCUGCUCCAUUUCCAAAAAGGCAGUUGAGUAUCCCUGUUCACCAAUUUGGGGAUAAAGCAUGGAAGGUUCACACCUUUAUUAGAAUAAGAUAAAAUAUUGAGCCGAAGAGAGCUUGGAAGCUGAACUGAGCAGGGAAGAAGUAAAAAUAAAAUCCAACUUAACUGAAGUCAAAUGGCAUAUGGAGGAUGGAAAUGAUUUUGUGAAUACAAUGACGUAAAUUUAAGAAAUCAUCAGUGAUUGGAAUUGGUGAAUAAAUAAAUGUUGAAUUCUUGCCAUUUUCCUAAACUCCCUUGUAGCUGUCCAUUUUUAACUAUUGGUGAGCUACAUUGCUUUCACUUCGUAUCAUAAAGUUGUAUAAAAAAAAAACUAUUGAUCGUUGAUCUUGAUUCUUAAUUUAUGUAACAUUUGAUUAAACUUAAUUUGUUGGAAGAUAAGAAUUUUUAGACCAUAGAAAAUACAUUUCAAACUGGUGUCGUAAGGUGGUAAAUUUGGCCAAAGAUGUGGUUUAAUGCCAUACUUUCCCACUACAGAAGCUUUCUUAAACAUAACCUGAUAUUAUAAAUCAAUGUCCACAGUUGAGCAUUAUCUGCUGUAAUUAAAUAUUGUAUAAAAUAAGCUAACUUGACAGAAUUUACAUGAUUUCAUUUUUCCUCGUGUGUCCUGCUAUGUGAUGUUAUUUUGUUUGAAGAUAUUUUGGAGAGCAUGCAGUACUUAUCUGAGCUUUUAAAGCAUAUUUUCUAUAUAAUAUGGGUUUUUUUGCCUUAAGUUAAGUAAUAGGCAGCUGUUGAAGAGAUCUAUCAGUGGGACCACUUUAGAAAUUGGAUUGUAGCAUUUAAAUUUGAAUUGUAUUUAAAUAAGCAGAUAUAACUAAGAACAUUUAUAGUUCAUGAAUCCUAAAUAUCAAUGUUGAGGUGUACUUUGUAUUGAUCAGGGAAUCCUUGAGGAGUUGGAAAGUAAGCAUAGUUUUAAAUGUUCCUUGGAUGAAUAAAGCUUGAGGAGUUUGUUAUGGUCUUAGUAAUGUUUUUAGUUGAUGUAUUUAAAAUAUUUUAAAGUGAUGUAUAAAAUAAUUAGAACGUUUACAAACUCUAUGCACAGAUUUAUUAUUGAAUAGAUAGCAAUCCAGAUAAGUAUUGCAUAUUUGAACCUCAACUAUUAAUGCUGAGAUUGACAUUAGCCAGUUCUCAUGCCCAGUGAUAUCAAGCAACAUGCACUGUUCAUAUGUGUCACAUGACAUCAGUUUUGAAUUCCAUGAUCUAUAGGGGUAGGGGGCUGGGGCGGUGCCAAAAAUGCACAGAGAUGAAAUCAGAAAUGAGUUGGAUGUACUUACUAUAAAAAUGUCAUAAGUUGGGGAUUUUCUCUAGGGAAGUAAAAGAUAGGAGAUUAAUUAUGAUCUUUAUGUAAUGAGUUGUGACUCAUUCCUAGAAAAUAUUACCAAGUGAUGAAUCUGCAACUAGAGGUUGGGAAGUAGGUAGGAAGUGGAAUAUUCUAUGCAGAGGACCAAUUGAAUAGCGUAGUUAAAUAUAAGCAGAAGCUGGAUAAGCACAAGAGGGACAAAAGAACAGAUUCUCAGUUAUCUGCGAAGGGGUGAGGAACUCGUGAAAUAAACACCAGCAUAGAGGUGUCUGUACUGGCAAUCCAUUGAUGACAUUAUUAAAUUGAUCUAAAAUGAGGCUUUUGUUAUAACUAAUUUUGGUAAAUACAGUUUGCUGAAAUUUUGCCAUACAAGUAUUUUAAAAGUAAUUUUAAAAAUCAGUUUACCAAUGAAAGUGUUAAACUUUUGAGUUAUAGUGGCUUGGGAAAGACUAUAACUUUUAUUUUUGUAAUUCAGUUGCUGAAUCCCAGAGAUUCCUAACUUGAUUUCUUCUAAAUGUUGGUAUUUCCUACAUCUAUAUCUUACCAACCUGCAGGAAUUUUUAAAAUAUUGCUAUCCUUUUCUGUGUCUUAGUUAUUCAGUUUAACGGUUUAUUAAAGGCAGUAUCAUCGCAUGUGAUCUGAUUUAAUAAAAUGGUUCUCAUAAGAGGAAAUGUACAGCACCUUAGAGCCUUCCACAUGAAGAACCUUGCCAACUUUACCUGCUAACUGUCUUUGUUAAAAGCUGGAAGUAAAAUUGCUUGUAACCUG
This is a messenger RNA of Hypanus sabinus (Atlantic stingray), 4566 nucleotides long. It is a transcript of the gene nup50, whose product is annotated as nucleoporin 50. The transcript is spliced from 9 exons. The record is from RefSeq and is a predicted model, not a curated record. Gene Ontology annotation, biological process: protein import into nucleus. Lineage: Eukaryota; Metazoa; Chordata; Chondrichthyes; Myliobatiformes; Dasyatidae. Gene Ontology annotation, cellular component: nuclear pore. Bases 605 to 2002 code for a protein of 465 amino acids.